AGUAGCUCGGUAUUGCCAGUCGUGCGUGGUUGGUUUCAGAUCUCAACUAUUCCUGCAAGAAAUACUCACAUAUGUGAAUCUUCCUGAUGCUCACCAAGCCGGGCUUUAUGUUAAGAAGAUGACAGUACAACGACGAGCUAAUCUGAAAAUCCCAGAUUUGAAUGGGAUCGAGAAGAAGAUUAAAAGGGGCAACGCUCUGAGGCAGGCGUCUUUGUGGAGGAGCAGUCGAGGCUCUCUGCUGCUGCUGCUGCUCCUGGUGGUGGUGUGCGGCGCUGCGGCCUGGCUGUACCUGGCCCCAGGUGACCCUGAUGUCACGGAGACGCUGGUUCGACAGGGCGAGGUGGUGAGCCCAGAGCCACGCGUCUACACUGUGGACUGCUCUGAGGACUAUGACAGCUACAAACGCUACCCUGGAUGCACUCCUCUCAGGUGUGGCCGAGCCGUAACAGACAGUGUGGUGACCAGGGAGGAGGCUCAGGUACUCCGGAGGUUGGCUGAGCGAGGUCUCGCCCUGGCGGGUUCAGAGGGAGGGGCCUCCAUCCUGGACCUGCAUUCUGGAGCUCUGUCCAUGGGGAAACAGUUUGUCAACAUCUACAGGUACUUUGGGGAGCAGGUCGGUGAGGUGUUCACCCAGGAAGAUUUUCAGCUCUACAGGGCGGUGCGUGGUCGUAUCCAGGAGGUGGUCGCCCAGGUGUUUGACUUGGAUCCUGCCCUGAUGUUCCUCACCAAGCCCACCUUCUUCUCCAGGAUCAACAGCAGCUCCGCCCAGACCCAGCACGAUGAGUACUGGCACCCUCACAUAGACAAGGUGACGUACGGCUCGUUUGACUACACCUCUCUCCUCUACCUGUCUGACUACGGCUCGGACUUCACUGGAGGUCGCUUCAUCUUCAUGGACUCCAACGGCAACAGGACAGUGGAACCACGUGCAGGGCGAGUGUCCUUCUUCUCCUCUGGUUCGGAGAAUCUCCACCGCGUGGAGAAGGUGUCGUGGGGCACACGCUACGCCAUCACGGUGUCCUUCACCUGUGACCCUGCACACGCCAUCGCAGACCCUGACAUGCCCCGAGACUAGGAACAGCGCCACCUGGAGGGGAGGGGAGGGGGGCACAGGUAUGAAUAAUCAGUGCCAAAGUAAACAGGGUUGAACACACACCGAUCCCCCCACACAUACCCACUCACACACUUCCAAAUUUCCCUUUGCUGUGUUUUUUAUAAGCAGCCAGUGUGUCGUCUCUGACCCUGGCUCAUUCCACAUGGUGUGCUGUCAAACACAGCUUCACACUGAGAUACCAACCGCUGGCAUCCUC
This is a messenger RNA of Hypomesus transpacificus, 1310 nucleotides long. RefSeq names its product urotensin-2 receptor 2 (gene ogfod3). Gene Ontology annotation, molecular function: iron ion binding; L-ascorbic acid binding; oxidoreductase activity, acting on paired donors, with incorporation or reduction of molecular oxygen. NCBI's taxonomy places the organism in Eukaryota, Metazoa, Chordata, Actinopteri, Osmeriformes, Osmeridae. The record is from RefSeq and is a predicted model, not a curated record. Gene Ontology annotation, cellular component: membrane.